CUGGAAGUCCCUAUAAAGACCCGGAGCGAGGACUGGCGCCGGGACAGCAGAUGGAGGCGCAGCGCCCGGGCGUCGUCUGAAGGCUCGUCGGGGAGAGAAACGGAGGCAGCGAGCGAAAUUUAGCAAAUUUCCUAAACCAGACCCCGACUUCCUCUUUCGGGCGGUAUAAACGGGGAGGGAGCCGGUCAGCAGCCGCCCCAGAAGCAGGAGAGAGGGAGCGGCUGCCUGGUUCUUGCUCCGCAGGGUGAGUGUGUGGGAGAUCCCCCCCCCCAAACCCGGCCACCCCAAAGGGAAGCGGGCAGAGCUGCCUCGGAUCUGAGCGGUGCUGGCGAAGGGCUCCUGCGCGCAAGCAGAGGGCAGAGGUGGCAGUCUGCCGUGGGGGGGGGGGAGCUGGGAGAGGCGAGUUUAGCGGAGGGGCUCCCGCUGCUGCACCCCGCUCUAUGUUUGCACCUGGUGCUAUCCCCCCCCCCCCAAAAGGGACCUAUUGGGAGUGAUUUGGCUCCGGAUAGUUCGCGACGCGCUCCCUUGUCAGGCCAGGAGCUGCUGCCCCCCUACCCUAGUGAACCCCCCAAAACAGGCUGUAUCGCAAUGCGGGGGGGGGGAGCGAGCCGCUGCCCCUCCUUCCCUCCGCAGCUGGCUUUGGGUGCGUCUCACCCCCCUUAUGUCUGAUGCCUUCGGGCGUUUCUUGGGAGGAAUGGGGGCCUGCAGGGGGUGAUGAUGAUGAUGAAGAUGAAAGGAGCUGCCGGCGUGCCACAAUUGCAGGGUCCCGGGUUGCCGCCCCCCCAAAAAUCUAGUAGGCUGCCAAAGCCCCCGAGAAGACCCUGCUCUCUCCUCCUCUGCCCGCCUGCCUCCGGGUCACACGAUUCUGCUUCUGCUGCAAGAACAGACUGGGCAAUGCACCCCGGCAAAGACGACUUCUCCCCAGCCCCGCGCCCCCAUUCUCUGCCCCCUCCCCAUCUGCUCUUCGGUAAAGGGAGCGUCUCGCAGGAUCUAGGGCGCAUGGGAACAGGGGGAGCCCAGGAGGGCCCGGCUGGGUUGGGGGCUGGCAGAGGAGGGAGGGAGGGAGGGGGCAAAAGGGGAAGAAGCCGUGAAGAGAGAGAAAGGGCGGGGGAAGAAGCUCGGAGGAAGAGUGGAAGUUGUGACACUGAGGCUCAAUUCCUCGCAGCGCAGCUUAUUUGCACCUGCCAAAGGUUCCCAUCUGGCUUCUGUGGAAGGAGUCAUAAAAUGCCGCCACGCAAAAUCAAGCCUCAUACCUUCCAAAAAAUCUACACCCUGGGUCUCUAAUUCUCAGCCUGGCCGGCCUCGCGGGGUUGUCGUGGGGAUUAACGCGCCUGCCGCCGGGAGCUCCUUGAGGAGAGAAUGCGAGAGGGAUUCGAGGGCAGACUUGCACCUCCGCAGCCUGCGCUUGGCAUCCUUGGCCGCCCCUAGACGCCCUCGGGACCCCCGCCCUCUCCGCGCCCCCUUCUGGGCGACCUCUCCUGGUCUCCAGCAGCUCCGCUCACAGCUUUCCAAACAAGCCGCGCCUCGCUCCAGGAACUUGGGCUGCCCAUUUUUCUGUGCAGCCGCGAGGAUUUUCUCAAGUGCCUUUGCUUCUCCAGCCGGGGACAAUGUCUGUGAAAUCCCAGGAGCCCUUAAUGGCAGCCCCCCUCCCUCCUUCCCGCUGCACUUGACGUUUCUGAGGAGGCGCCUCCAGACGGGAGCAAAAUCGCUCUUCCUUCUUUCCUGCGCGCGAGGAUUUUCCUGCGCCGCCUCCGGCCAGCUGGUGGCUCUGGGACUUUCGGGGCGAAGCGGGGCUGGAGGGCGAGGAUGGGGGGCUUGGACUGGGAGGAAGGCGGAGCACCGGGCGUUGCCUUGGCGGGGAUGAAAACACGGUUUAAUUUGCGGGCGACAUGUCUGGUUUGCGGGCAAAAAGGCCACGCGGGUGGGGUCUCUCUUGCUGUUCAUACCUGGACAGAACUGGAAGCAAUUCUUGAGUUAUAGGAGCCCAGCGGUCCCGGAAGAAACCAGCCUUAGAUGCGGUGCCCCCUGAAGCAGCUUCAAUCAACUUCAUAUCAGAAUUUGCCAGAGAAUAAGACCGCCGAGUCCAAACGGGUUCGGGCUCCUCCAGGGUGUCGUUUUUGUCCAUCCGUUCCCCGCUCCCAAAUCCGACCCUUUGCCCAGAGCUUGACUGGCAGAACCCCCAAAAGAUGGUCAUCCGACCUCUGCUGCCUUCUAGUCUCUUCAGUUUAUGUUGUAUUUUAUCAUUCGUCCCGAAGCUUCACGAGUAAAAUUUGUAAGAUUUCCUACCCCCUGUUUGGGGGUAGAACGGUUCUCUUUGCUUUUAUUGCAAAAAAUAAAUAAAUGUAAGUUUCUUACCCAGCACCUAAAAUAGCCCAACGCUGUACAGAACAGGACCUUAACAAUGACGCCAGGAUCUUCAUCAUAAAGAACAACUGUGUUGUGUAAUUAACUCUGCAAUGACAACUAAUACAAACUGAUUGUUUAAAAACUCCUUGGCGGCUGCAGCGGGAGCUGUUCCCAAACGUUGGAACUCCCUUCCUAGGAAAGCGACGCUGGUCUAUUAAUCUGUGGCUGAUUUUACUUGUGUGACCCGCCUUGAGUUCCGGCCUGGGGAAAACAAACAAACAAACAAAUUUUAGGGCCACUUGCAUAAUCAGAGCUUUGGGCAAAUGUUCUCUCGCUCUGUAGAUGUUCGUGUGCGCAAAGGUAACCUUUUGGGGCGGGGACCAGGCUGGAGGGGGGACGGACACACUGAGUUCAGUGUCAAACUUGUGGAUAUGAGCACCGCACGUGCAUUGCGGGGGGGACGGACUAGAUGACACUGGGAUCCCCCAAUCUAGGAUUCUGUGAUUCUUCAGCUGCGAUUCCUGCAUUGUAGGGGGUUGGACUGGAUGGCCGCUGGGGGUCCCUUUCAGUUCUACAGUUCCAUGAUUUCCAAGAGGCCGGGCCUUGCCUAGGCUAGAGACACUCCCGCCUCUGGCCCUGACUCCUCUCUCCCGCCUGUCUGCCCCUCGCAGGACUCCAUGGACUCAGUGAUGGACGACCUCAGCGGCUUCUACUCGGAGUACAAUGAUUCCGACCCGGACCCCUCCGACGCGGGCCCCCUGGUGUUGGAGGAGCCCGGCCUGAGUCCCCUCCUGUGGGUGGCGCUGACCAUCUACGUGCUGGUGUUCGUGGUGGGCGUGCUGGGCAACGGCGCGGUGGUCUGGGUGGUGGGCUUCCAGAUGCGGCGCACCGUCAACACCACCUGGUUCCUCAACCUGUCCGUGGCCGACCUGCUCUGCUGCCUGGCGCUGCCCUUCCUGGCCGCGCCGCUCGUCUCCGACCACCACUGGGCGCUGGGCGACUUCGCCUGCAAGCUCUUCCCGUCGCUCAUCAUCCUCAACAUGUUCGCCAGCGUCAACCUGCUGGUCCUCAUCAGCAUGGACCGCUGCUGCCUGGUGCUGAGGCCCGUCUGGUGCCAGAACCACCGCUCGGUGCGCCUGGCCUGGGGCUCUUGCGCCCUGGCCUGGCUGCUGGCGCUGGCGCUCACGGCGCCCACCUUCUUCUCCCGCAGCAUCGUCUCGCAAUUCAAGAAGAGCCUGUGCAUCACCAACUACGCCGCUUUCCCCGGAGGUCCCCGCGUGGCCGAGGUCUCCGUGGCUUCCACGCGCUUCGCGCUGGCCUUCGCGCUCCCGCUGGUGGUCAUCUGCGUGUGCUACGGGCUGCUCCUGCGCCGGGUGCGCAGCUCCCGUUUCGGGCAGCGCUCGCAGAAGACUCUCAAGGUGGUCCUGGUGGUGGUGGUGGGCUUCUUCGUCUGCUGGGGGCCCUACCACGUGGCCGGCCUCAUCCAGGCCUCCCAGCCCCCCAAAAGCUGGCUCAGCGACUCGGUGAACCAGGCGGACCCCCUGAUCGUGUGCCUGGCCUACGUCAACAGCUGCAUCAACCCGGUCAUCUACGUCCUCGCCGGCCACGACUUCCAGAGCAAGAUGCGCCGCUCCGUCAAGGCGCUCCUGCGCAACGUCUUCAGCGAGGAGUCCGCGCUCGGACACUCCCUCGCCGACGGCCACGCGGGGACGCAAGACACGUGCGCCGCCACCACGGAGGACCGCAGCGACCCCAGCGACCGCAGCGCCAGCACCGUCGUGUGAGGAGGGGGUCACCACAAAGGAGACCCUGCUGGGGCGCUCUGUCUGCGCAACGCCACUCCUCCUACUUGCUUAGCUCUGGGAGGGGGCCAGCCCCACCCCAGCAGUCUCUGCAGGCGCCUAGACCCCUGAGACCAUUUGCACCCCCCCACACACUGGGGAACUCCCUGCCCAUUGACAUCAAGCAGGCGGCCUUUCCCGUGCUCCUUGCGGUGCCUGCGAAAAACAUUCUGCUCAGACAAGCCGACCCAGAAGCGUAGAGAGUCGAGGUGGAUUUUAACCUGUUGGAGUAUUUUAACUUUUGUAUGUUUUAAAGUCUGUUGUACAUUUUUCUCAGUUUUCUUAUCUUUUUCUUAGCUGCUUUGAGGCGUUUUUAAAAAACAACAACCAAGCCAUGCAUGCACAUUAUGAAAUAAAAUAACUGCAAUAGAUUU
Molecule: messenger RNA, 4561 nt
Organism: Podarcis lilfordi (Lilford's wall lizard)
Lineage: Eukaryota; Metazoa; Chordata; Lepidosauria; Squamata; Lacertidae
Source: the annotation of a GenBank genome assembly